This is a messenger RNA of Osmerus eperlanus (European smelt), 1110 nucleotides long. RefSeq lists its product as uncharacterized. The transcript is spliced from 7 exons. Lineage: Eukaryota; Metazoa; Chordata; Actinopteri; Osmeriformes; Osmeridae. Bases 125 to 1060 code for a protein of 311 amino acids. The record is from RefSeq and is a predicted model, not a curated record.
CAUUAUCUUCUUCCUGUAGAUUCUGUGGACUGCAAGGAACCAGGAGGGUGCCGGCACCACUCUCGGUGAAGAAGUUGAGCAAGUGAAUAGUUUUCUCUCCAGAUGUGCCCUUACCACCAAGUAUAUGGCCAAGUCAGUAAGAACUGACAUGCUGACUGUCCAUGCUAUGGGGUGGAAUGAACGGAAAGAGAAUGGCCUCCAUAUAGCCUUGUCUUCCAGAUUCAAGAAGACAGUAGAGAAGACUGUGGAUGUAGCUGAGAGCCUGAAGACAAUGCAGGAGCAGUUGCAUUGCUGUGAUGACAUGCUGAAACAAUGGGUUGUUGAUGUCAAGCAGUGGGCCAGUAGCAGAAGUGCAGCACCUGGUCCUGUUGAUGCUCAAAGUUUGCAGAUCACAAUCAGAGCACUCUUUGUGAGCAUUUGUCAGAAAAAGCACUACCUUUACAGACAGAAUGAUCGCAACAAAAGAUUGCGACAGAAAAUAACUCAAAAGAUAGCCCAGGAAAAGAAACGGUUGCUGGAAGACAUCCAGAGAUACAACCAACAGCCUGAUGGUGACCUUGUGGACACAGACUUAGUUGUGCAGAAACUCUCUAACAAAGCUGCAGAGAGCAUGAUCUGGCCUUGGCAGGAACAGAACACAGACGGUGUGGACAUCCUCACAAAGAAGAAGCUCUUUGACCACGUAAUGCUUGCCUCACGACUAAAAGAGGAAAAGCAGAUCCUUGUGAAGGAGAUGCUGCAGCACUGCCAGUACCUCAAGGACUCAGUGGCAAAGGUCCAGACGCUGAUGGGCACUGUUUUAGUGAGCACACAGACAGGAAGCUUGCCAAAUGGAUUAACCGAGGAGGGGUCCAAGGGCCUCAUCAGUGCACUAAAGAGAAGACUGCAAGACCUGAGACUCCAACAGCAGACCAUAGCAGGCACCUACAGAUGCACUCUCAAACCAAGUAACAGACUGGUGGAAGAGGAGGACAGGGAAAUGGAGGAAGACAUGGACUGGCAACGUGGCAACAGCUCGGAUGAUGAUGAUAGUGAUGAGGAGGAGGAUGCAGAGAAUUGAACUCAAGUCACUUGGAUUUGAAUCACUCAGUCAAUCACUCAAAGGCGGAG